AUGCUUCAGCAGCGGGAGAUGUACCGACAGCGGGGCCUGUUUUAUCUCUGUUCAUUGUGCCUGUUGGUGGUGGUUCCGGUCCUCUACUUAGCGACUCCCUCGUCUCCGGGGUAUAGCGAGUCCACUCAUACGGGAGAGUGGAGGUUCAGUCGUAGAAAACACUUCCACAGAGCCGGAGAGGCAAGAAACUGUGAGAUUGUCGACGUGGCAAUAUCAAUCGGUGGGCAGGAGUCUUGCAAUCGGGCAGCACUGCUGAUAAAGUCCAUCCUCCUGUUUCGACAGAGUCCAAUCCGACUCCAUCUCCUGGUGGAUCCUCCAUCCAGACACGUGAUGGGGACACUGCUCAGAACGUGGCAUCUCUACGGCCUGGAGUUCCACCUGUACACCGUCAAAUGGACGUCAAAACAAUCUCAGAAAGGCUACGAAUCACUUGUUUAUCUCAUGGAGUCUCUGCCUCCCUCUGUAGAGAGAGUCAUAUCCCUCCAAUCCCAUUUACUCUUGUCCGUUGACAUACAUCACGUGUGGAAAACCUUUGUUGAGAUGGAGAAGGUAGGAAGUGUGUUUGGCCUUGUUGAAGCACUCUCCCUGCCGGGGCAAUUCAGAGACGAGUUGAUGCUUAUCGACUUAGCCGGUUUUAGGCGAAAAGGUUGGCCUCAGUUCAGGGGGGAAGGUCUGUCAGGUAGUAUAACAGUAGAGAGUGUUUCGAAAGCACUGCAUAUUCUCUACGAGCAGGAUCUGACGUUGUUCUACGUGCUGAGCCCUGGGUGGGGCACCGAGCAGCAGGAUACACUAAUUCAUGUUGCUACUGAGCCGUGUUUUGAGCAGCAGACUGUGUGCGUUCACAGCCUGGUUGUUGCCAGUGAUUUCAAAACUAAAAUCCAGGAAUACGACGGUAAUCUACUCAGGGAUAAAUGGAUAGACUGCCGGACGGGGCCCACGUUUGAUCAAAACGCCAUCGACUAUCGUGAGAAGACAACUGUCUAUGCACCACCGUGUACCGACUUCAAGAGGGAGGGGAAUCAGGAGCGAAGGACGCACCCAUUCUAUGCAGGCCAGUGGUUUGACCCAAACUCAGUUGAUUCCAAUGACAUCACUCUGUCAGUACACGGUAGUUUAGACAGACUAGUCUUUAUGCUGGAGCCAAUGUGCAGACACUGGACCGGUCCAAUGAGUAUUGCUGUUGUUGCCAAUGACACAGGAGUGUCUAAUCUCCUCAAUACAAUCAAUAGCUCCCCUAUAAUCAGUUCCCGUAAGAACAUUGCCUACCACGUGGUGUACAAAGAGGGGAUCUACUACCCCAACAAUAUGCUUCGUCUCACGGCCCUGAGUAAUGUCGGAACCAAUUCCGUGUUUAUGGACGACAUGGAUUUCAUCCCUUCGUUUGGACUCUAUUCGUAUCUCAGAAAAACAGUCAGAGAGUUUGACUUGACUCACACGGUGCUGGUUAUUCCUGCGUUUGAGACAAAGGAAGAUCGAGACACCUUCACCUUUCCAGAGGACAAGGCAGCUCUGCUGGAAAUGGAGUCGCAAGGCAGAGUGUUCCAAUUCCACAAAGAUGGCUACAUCCGCGGACAUGCGCCAACAGACUAUGCCUUGUGGCGAAAGGCGAAAGAACCGUACGAAAUCCAGUGGCAGCCUCUUUAUGAACCAUACCUUGUCGGCAACAGGAACAUCACCCCCUUUGACACGCGGUUUGUUGGCAGGGGGUUCAACAAGGUCUCGCACAUUGAGCACCUGUACUAUGAUCGAUACAAGUUCAUUGUACUGCCUGGUGGGUUUCUAAUCCACUUGCCUCACCAAAUAUCAAGCGAUGCACAGAAGGAGAGCGAAAGCGAUCGCCACAGAGAGUGUUACACUCGAAGGUGGAACGAAUGGAGAGCAGAAAAGGCAGAGAAGUAUGGCUACGAGCCGUAUCUAAUGGAUGUAUACAAGAUAUGGAACGGUCUAUCCAGUCCAUAUGAAACGUCGUUCUGA
Molecule: messenger RNA, 1974 nt
Organism: Geodia barretti
Lineage: Eukaryota; Metazoa; Porifera; Demospongiae; Tetractinellida; Geodiidae
Source: the annotation of a GenBank genome assembly